Messenger RNA from Oryza brachyantha (malo sina), 2218 nucleotides. Its product is annotated as receptor homology region, transmembrane domain- and RING domain-containing protein 2-like. NCBI's taxonomy places the organism in Eukaryota, Viridiplantae, Streptophyta, Magnoliopsida, Poales, Poaceae. The record is from RefSeq and is a predicted model, not a curated record.
UUGAAGAUCGAGGACGACAAUUUUGUUUGUUUGUUUUGCUUCUACUCCUGCAGCUAUUUCACAUCUCUUCUCCAUUCUCAUCGCCUUCCUCCGUCGGCCGGCGGUCGCUGCUCUGCCCUCCACCGUGUAAUCCUCCUCCUCUUCCCCCCUCGCUCAUGCUCAUGGCAGCCGACGUCUCCAUCCCCACGCGGCCUCUCUGCUCUCAGUCUCAGGUCUCCUCCUCCUACCACCCGCUCAUUCUUCUUCCCUUCCCCCUUUUCCACUUUCCUGGUUGGAAAUCCAUCAAAGGUUCACCCUUUUUCCCCUCAUGAUGCAUUUCUCCCGCCAACGUUACUAUUAGUUAGAUUCUUCCUUCCCCCUUGCUUGAUCUGAUCUGAUAUUCUGAUUUGGAUACGGAAGGGGUUAGGGCUUAUCUUUCGGACCUUGUUUCUUUCUAGGGGGUUUCUUGCGUGAUUUCGACCUCAAGAUGUCGUCUUUCCUCCAAACCACCAUCCAUUUUAGUGUUCCGGUGGUGAUCCAGUUCAACUUAUUUUCGGAGAGUGCUCGGGCAAAAUUUGGGAGAAGGGAUAGAUUAGGUUUUUGUCUGCGGUUUGGAGAGUUCUCUUCAUGAUGUGGCAAUCUAAAAAUAAAAGGAACCGAUGUUUUCCAUACAGCUGCAAAAAUUGUUUGCGUCAGUCCAUAACGUACUGCUCCUGAUGUUUAUUUCGUAGGCUCAAUUUUGGAUUGCUAUUGCAGGCCUUAUAGCUGAUCGGUCGAUUGGUGUUCAAGUGAAGCCGUUUUAAGUUUUAAAGUGGCGGGUCUGAAUUCACUCUUCUCUUCUACAGUAUUGCCAAAGGAUAAUUGCUCUAGUAAAAUGAACUGUACAAAAGGAGGGAGAGUUCCCCUUUUGUUUCCCGCACUCAUUUGUCUCAUGGCCCAGCUGGGGGCUUGCAAUGUGGUGCUGAUGGCGAAUAACAUGACCUUGUCAUUUGAUGACGUCGAGGCAACUUUUGCUCCAGCAGUGAAAGAUUCAGGUGUAAAAGGUGCAAUCUACACUGUGGAACCUCUGGAUGCAUGUAGUCCAUUGAGAAAGAAAGCAGUCGAUGGUCCUGCUUCACCAUUUGCACUGGUAAUAAGAGGUGGCUGCCAAUUUGACGAUAAAGUUAGAAAUGCACAGAAUGCCGGAUUCAAGGCCGUGAUAGUAUAUGAUAAUGAAGACAGCGGCGCUCUCGUUUCAAUGGCUGGGAGCUCUUCUGGGAUCCAGAUAUAUGCGGUAUUCCUCUCUAAGGCUUCAGGAGAGGUGUUAAAGAAAUAUUCAGAUAAGACUGAUGUAGAGGUGUGGAUACUACCAGUAUAUGAAAGCUCAGCUUGGUCUAUCAUGGCAAUUUCUUUCACAUCGCUGCUUGCUAUGGCUGCUGUUCUAGCGACUUAUUUCUUUGUGAGAAGACACCAGAUAAGGCGGGACAGGAGAAGGAUUCCUGUAACUCAGGAAUUUCAUGGAAUGAGCAGUCAAUUAGUUAAAGCAAUGCCGAGUCUUAUCUUUACAAAAGUGCAAGAAGACAACAGUACAUCAUCAUCUUGUGCCAUUUGCUUGGAAGACUACAGUUUCGGAGAAAAACUAAGAGUGUUGCCUUGUCAUCACAAGUUCCAUGCGACUUGUGUGGACAUGUGGCUGACCUCUUGGAAAACAUUCUGCCCUGUGUGCAAGAGAGAUGCAAGUGCUGGAACCUCAAAGCCCCCUGCAUCAGAGUUUACCCCUUUGCUUUCCUCUAUUAUUCACCUUCCCGCUGAAUCAACAGCUUUGUCUUCUUUCCGGUCAGCAGUGGCAGCAUCUCCCCCUAGGCCAAUAAGACAUCAUCCUUCAUCACAGUUCACAUCCCGCGCUUACUCCAUUUCCAGUGCCCCCCGUACUUAUAAUCCCCAAAGAUAUUAUACUAACCCACCUCUUAUUAGUACAAGUAGAAGCAAUGUAGACCUUGCAAAUAUUUCUCACACUCCGCACCAAGCAUCCAUGCAUUCUCUGAGAGGUGGUCAUUUGUCUCUACCGAUCAACAUCGGGUAUAGAAUGCCACAUGUCUCUCGUUCUGAAUACGGAUCUGCCAGCCUGGGUACUUCCCAUUCUCACCAUGAGUCUCCGAGUUAUUAUCGUAGCUCUUUGGGCCAGCAACACCCUUACCCGAUGCACCGCAGAGAGUCAGGGCCAAGCCUGUUUACUAUGGUGCCCCAGUCACCACAAUAG